This is a messenger RNA of Pelagomonas calceolata, 1364 nucleotides long. The record is from the annotation of a GenBank genome assembly. NCBI's taxonomy places the organism in Eukaryota, Pelagophyceae, Pelagomonadales, Pelagomonadaceae.
CGCUAGCGCGCAACGCAGGCCGCAUCUCUCUCCGCGUAGCCCUCUUAGCUGGCCAGCACGGGCUCCUGACAUCAGUUUCCAGGCGUCGUCGGUCGGUGCAGUUCGCCAGCUAUCUUCGCGGCGUCGCUUCGCCAGUCUCAAAAAGUGUUCUUGCCUCGCCUCCAUUUUUGCCGCCGCAUUGCCGGCCGCAUCCAAGAAAUACGCAAAUCUAUGUUCCGCCUCUGCCUCCUCGCAGCCGGCGCGGCGGCCAUCUCUACCGAUGCCAUCGUUGACGACGCCGAGACGCUGCGCUCGGCCCUGAGCCACCUCAAGCUCGACGUGCGCGCGUCGGAGCUGGCGCGGCUCAAAGAAGCCCCGAACCUGGUCAAGCUCCUCGCCACCGCGCGCGACGACCCCCAUACAUUGGCGGCCCAGCUCGCCGCGUCGCCGCUGGCGGCCAUCGCGCGCGAGGUCGCGCCGCCGACGAACACGAGAGAUGUGACGGGCGCGCUCCCGAUCGUCACGGCGCACGGCAUGGGCGACAGCUGCUUCAACGCCGGCAUGAAGAGCGUCACGGCGGCAGCCGGCAAGCGUGUGGGCGCCUACGCCGUCUGCGUGCCGACGGCGGACACUACGGUCGGAGAUACAAUAGACGGGUUCCUGAAGAACAUGGACCGGAGCGUGGACGCCUUCGCGGAGCGGGUCAGGAAGGACCCGAAGCUUAAAAACGGCUUCAACGCCCUCGGGCUGUCGCAGGGCAACAACGUGAUCCGCGGCUACAUCGCCAAGUACAACGACCCGCCCGUGCGCACGUUUUUGUCCAUUUGUGGGUGUAAUGCCGGUGUGGCCGCGUGGCCGCAGUGCAGUCCCGCCGGAAAGUUGAUCGGGCCCGUCUGCCGGGCGCUCGCCGAGGUUUUGGGCGACCUCGCGUACCUAAAAGUUGUGCAAGAUAUCCUCUUCCAGGCGAACUACUACCGAGACCCGCUGCGGCUCAAGGACGACGCGUACCUGUCGAACUCGCGGCUGGCCCACUGGAACGGCGAGUCCCACGCGAACGCGACGUGGCGCGCCAACUUCCUGCGAACAGAAAAAUUCGUCUGGGUCGAGGGCACGCGCGACACCGUCGUGUUCCCGCGAGACGGCGAGCACUGGGCCGCGCCGGACCCGGCCGACCCCUGGAAGGGCGUGCAGCCCAUGAAGCAGACGGCGUGGUACACGUCCGACGCCUUCGGCCUGCGCACGGCCGACGACCAGGGCAAGCACGCCUUCGAGUCCUUCGCGGGCCAGCACAUCGACUUCACGGACGAGGAGUUGUUUGGGUGGCUCGACAAGUACUUCACGUGAUUGCCCCUUUCCCUCCUGUGUGUAAGAAGCUACUACAUAGC